Danaus plexippus (monarch butterfly) is the source of this 1866-nucleotide messenger RNA. RefSeq names its product zinc finger protein 345-like. Lineage: Eukaryota; Metazoa; Arthropoda; Insecta; Lepidoptera; Nymphalidae. The coding region runs from base 81 to 1835 and encodes 584 amino acids. The transcript is spliced from 13 exons. Gene Ontology annotation, biological process: regulation of transcription by RNA polymerase II. Gene Ontology annotation, molecular function: RNA polymerase II transcription regulatory region sequence-specific DNA binding; DNA-binding transcription factor activity, RNA polymerase II-specific. The record is from RefSeq and is a predicted model, not a curated record. Gene Ontology annotation, cellular component: nucleus.
UGUAGAUGUCAUCGAAGCGUUGAAGGAUUCGAUGUAUCAACAAAUUCAAUGAUUGCACUUCGCAAAGUAAUUAAAGCUUUAUGAAUAAAGCCUGUAAAUUAGUUCAAGCGUUUAAAAUGGAGUCACACACUAAAAAAUAUCGUUACUGCCUUGCCUGUUUAUGUCAUGAUUCUGAGAGGGAAUUAGACAAUUUUAAAUUUCAUAAUGGAACUCUUAGUGCUAUAAUUAAGGAAACAAUACGGUUGUGUUAUAUAUGCAAGAAAAUAGCAUUUAACGUGGAGCGAUUUGUUCACAAUGUACAAAGUAACCAGUUUCAGUUCGAGAGUACAGAAAUUAUUACAGAUUCCACAGUUCCAACCGGAAACAAAAUUCCGCCAUUAGUCAAUUUGUCAAAGGAGAUAUUGCAUUCAUUAGACAGUAGAGAGAGUAAACAUCUAGAAGAAACAGACUCUGAGAUAUUUAGCAGUAGGGAUGUUAAAAUUAAGGUAGAAAUGAAAAAUGAAUUAACAUCACAUAAUUUAAAGGAAGUGACCGGUGAUAGUGAAUUUCAACAGUCAAAUUUGAAGGAGGAAGAUUUUGCCUUGCAAGAUGCAAUGAAAGAGGAAUCAGAUAUUUUGGAGAAUAUUAAUUUAAAAUUAUUAAGUAAGCGGUUGAAAGAGAAAAAAAAUUUUGAAAAUAGCAAGUCUGAUAUUUAUAAAGAUGACAAGAAACUUAAGAGUAAAGAUUGCUUUGUGACGGUACUACACAUAACAAAGGAACAGUUUGACCAGGAGAAACAGAACAUGAUGAAGGAUCCCAAAUACGUGAACAGUGUGUACAGAUGUGUGGACUGUAUAAAGGGAUUCAUAUUCAAAGAGUCAUAUGAGAAACACAUGCAGAAACACAGUAAGACCAUGGGCGAGUUUGAAUGUGACAUCUGCAAACAGAGAAUGUCCACGAUGGAGAAGCUGCUCAGCCAUCAGAAAUACCAUAAGAUCCGCUAUAAGUGCAGGGAGUGUGAGCUGGUCCGCAUCAGCCGCCUCACCAUCACCGACCACUACACGGCCUGCCACCUCAAGGACACCUUCCACUACAAGUGCCCGCAGUGUGACAAGACCUUCAAACGCCAGAUAUCGUUGAAGAAGCACAUCUCGUACUCUCACCUAAACAGAGGUCGCUCCACGUGUAGCUACUGCCACAAGAGUUACGCCAACAAGGAGGUGCUCAAGGGACAUCUCAUACGAGCCCACCCAUCCGAAGUGUCGUCUACAUCAGCGCCGCAGCACGUGUGUGCUGAGUGCGGGCUGGGGUUCCGCGCGCCCUCUCAGCUCAGGAACCACAUGAUCAAACACUCCGACAACAGAAACUUCUACUGCGUGGAGUGUGACAGGAGUUUCAAAUCAGACGCAGCCCUGAAACAACACCUCAAAGUGGCGCUACCUCACGUCAACUACAUGGAACUACCACUGAAGUGCACUCACUGCGACAAGAGAUUCAGCAUCCGGAGAGACCUGGAGCGACACGUGAAUAGAGUUCACCUCAACAUCAAACCUCAUCAGUGUGACAAGUGUGAUAAGGCCUAUAUAAACGGAUGGUCUCUGAGGGAGCACAAGAGUUACGCUCACGACGGUCGCAAGAGGCCGCUGAAGUUCCCGUGUCCGUACUGCGACAAGAUAUUUGACCGUAACGCGACCUGCAAGGCCCACGUCCGCACCCACACGGGCGAGCGGCCCUACAGCUGCAGCAGGUGCCCGGCCCGGUUCAGCCAAGCGAGCGUGCUGGCGACGCACGUGAGGCUGGUGCACCUGCACCUCACCAGGGACGGCCGGCCCAAACAUGCGGCCCGCGGACACUAGGCGGACCCACACACACUCACACUCACACACA